GCUCAGUUCGUUUUGAAAUCGCUUUGUAGAUUGAGUGUGUUUACGGUGUGUGCGCAACGAUCAUUUCGAAGUGAUUUUCUUUCUUGAAAAAGUUUUGAGUGCAGAUUUAACGAACAAAAUAAAAAUCCAUUCCUGUCGAACGUUUCAAUUUGCAAAAUUUUGCAAUAAUAAUUUUCAUUCAUUCGCUCAAGCAGUCAUUCAGUCAUUCAGUCAUUCAGUCAUUCAUGCAUUUAGUCAGUCAUUCAGUCAUACAUAAAUUCGCACAUUAAUUCUCAUCAUUAAAAUUUGUUAAAAUAAAUCUGCUUUUGGCGUUGAAUGAAACGAAACUAUUUUGCUUUGUGGAUUUUACUGCUAAUUUAACUGCUAAUUGAGUUUGAUUUGCAAACGCAGUCGCUGCCGACGCCACUGCCACCGCUACUGCUCCAGCUACCAGCAGUUCAGAUACAAAACAAUAGCGCCAGCAUUUUUUCUCGAUUUGUUCCCAGACUAAAAAUGAAAACUUUAAGUUGCUGAAACCAACGUAAGAACUCCAUGUAUAGAAGCAUUCACAGGAAACCGUAAAGCAAACUAACCAGCAACAAAGGAAACCACUGUCAACACGUACACAGAGUUGUCGCUACCAUCACAACGCGACCAGUGGGUGAAAAGUGCAUGCGACUUUGGUUUUAAUUGAAAACGUGCUUGCAACAUUUUUCAACUGUUUCGCAACCGAUUGCCAACCAACUAUACACCGACAAUUACAGCAAUGACGGUUAAACUGGCAAAGUUUUUUAACAAUACCGCAGGAACACAACCGCCACCAUUACCACCACCAAAUCCGCCAAUCACACACAAUUAUUACAAUGCAACAAAUCAUCAGCUGCAACAUUCACAUCAACAGCAACAUUCACAUCAACAUCAGCAACAUUAUAAUGUCUAUACAAUGCAAGACGACGAUGACAACAUGUCAAUGUACUCAACAACAGCAUCCAUUAUGACAUCACGCGACCAUCCAUUCAACAAUUCACAACGUCCUCUACUCGCCGAAAGAAAGCCGCAAUUGUUGAAUAAGAAAAAAUACAAUGCCGUCAACAGUAAUCAAAUGUUGCAACAGCAACAACAACAGCAACACCAACAAAAACAACAUCAACAGCUUCAAAAUCAACAUCAACAUCAACAUCAGCAUCAUUAUCAGGACCAGCAACAGAAAUCUUAUAUUUCGCCUUACGUGCAACAACAAAAACGAGACAGUGCUAAGGGUUUGCAUGGCUUUAAUGAUUUCGAUAUUUUAUCACAGCAGUAUAAUAAGCAUUUGCAGAGUCCACAUAUAGGUUAUCCUUACGGCAGUCCACCGUCUCCGACUGCCAAUUCCAAUGAUUUCGUAUUCGAUACGCUGACAACGCAAGUAAAGCACACUGCCAGCAAUCUAACCAGCAUUACAGCAGCAGUGCCACGUUAUGGUAACAUUAAUAAUUACGAGUAUGCAGAUUAUGCCACUCCUUCCUAUCGUAAUGAUAUUAAUGAGGCAGAGUAUUACUCCAAUAAAGUGCAAACGAGCCAUAGCAAUAUUAUCGCUUCCGAGAAAAAUUAUGCGAAUGUAGGUAAUACUUCCAGAUUUGAGGAUGAUUUUUGUAAUCGCCAUAAUAUGGAAUACACAACGAACUACACUGAAGUCAAACAGAAUACCAAUGGACCAUUUAUUUUUGGCAUACCACACGAACAGCAAACUGACUACAGCAGUAGAAUACCAAAAGCCGGACGAGGUUUUAGCGAUAGCACCGACACUGUGAUAAGCUACGACGAUGAAAAUAUUGCUCAAAAUGGACAAGCAACUAUGCAGUCCACGAGCGAUACAAGUUCCAGUUCACGUGGCAGUAACAGCAACAACAGCAACAAAGGUGCAAAGUUUUUAUUGCGAAAACGUAAAUCGAAGAAGAGCACAAAAGAUAAAGAAUUAAAAACUGAUAAGCCGAAAAAAGCCGCAAUUAAAUGUGUUGUCGUUGGUGAUGGUGCAGUGGGAAAAACUAAUUUAAUAUUGUCGUAUCUGGAGAACCGUUUCAACCCGGAACAUGUACCGACUGCAUCAGAUAUUUAUAACGCUGAUGUUAUGGUGAACGAUAGUCCCGUACACUUAACCAUCUGUGAUACAGCUGGACAAGAUACAUUGGAUCCUUUGCGUGAGCUGUGUUAUCCGGACAGCGAUGUUUUCUUAUUAUGUUUCUCAGUGGCAAAACCGGAAACGUUUCAUGCCAUCAAAACGAAAUGGGCACCGAAAUUCACAAAAACAAAGGCAACAUUGAUAUUGGUCGGAACGCAAGCAGAUUUGCGUACAAAUACGAAUGUGCUGAAUAAAUUGCAGACAAAAGGCGAGAAGCCAGUAACGUACACGGAUGCCUGGGACCUAGCAACUACAAUUGGCGCAAAAUACAUCGAGACUUCGUCAGCAACACAGGACAAAGUCAAGGAAGUUUUCGAUACAGCGAUUUGGGAAGGCUUAGUACCGAAGACAUUACCGCCAACACCAGCGCCGCUUUGGAAAAAGAUUUUCUGUUUAGCAUAAGUAAAAUAAAUUUAAAAGUACUUUUUGGCUAAAUAUUGACUCAUAUCUUAAUAUAAAAUUAUUUUGUAUUCA
Molecule: messenger RNA, 2611 nt
Organism: Teleopsis dalmanni
Lineage: Eukaryota; Metazoa; Arthropoda; Insecta; Diptera; Diopsidae
Gene: RhoU
Product: transcription factor mef2A
Exons: 9
Coding region: 746-2539 (597 amino acids)
Biological process (GO): small GTPase-mediated signal transduction
Molecular function (GO): GTP binding; GTPase activity
Source: RefSeq, a predicted model, not a curated record